AUGUUCCAGAGUGAACUAAAUGCCCUGGUACUUUGGUCUAGGCUGCUUGGUUUGGAGCUCUGUAUUCCCAAGUGUCAUUAUAUGUCUUUCACGCGUUCUCAUAGCCCUAUUCGGCAUGAUUAUCUGGUUGAUGGUAAAAGUUUAAGUUUAUCUGGUAGUCAUGUAGUUGACCUAGGUGUUACAUUUGACCGGACUUUAAGUUUUAAUCUCCAUAUUGAAAAAAUCACGUGCAAGGCUUUGAAAAUGCUUGAUUUCAUAAAAAGAAUUUCAUCUGAGUUCAAUAUGUGUAGUUUUUUAAAAGCGCUUUAUUGUGCAUUUGUACGAUCCCGCCUUGAAUAUGGUGUAGUGAUCUGGGACCCCCAGAAUUUACGUGACUCUUGCCAAAUCGAGCGUGUUCAGCGUAAAUUCUUAAAAUAUGCUUCUUUUGUACUGCAUAUUGACUGCCUUCCACACGAUUAUACGCCAGUUCUAGAGAAAUUAAAUUUGGAGACGUUGAGUACUAAAAGAACAAAGGCUAACUUGGUUUUCUUAUUGAAACUCUUGAGUGGGGAAGUUGACGCUCCAGAUUGA
This is a messenger RNA of Acyrthosiphon pisum (pea aphid), 570 nucleotides long. RefSeq lists its product as uncharacterized. The record is from RefSeq and is a predicted model, not a curated record. The transcript has a single exon. Lineage: Eukaryota; Metazoa; Arthropoda; Insecta; Hemiptera; Aphididae. The coding region runs from base 1 to 570 and encodes 189 amino acids.